CCAAGUUUGCGCCCGGGGAGUUUGCGCCGCUCGCGUCCCGGGGCCUCGCUGCUGGGUCCGCGGAGCGAGGCGACCGCGCGCCCCUUCGCUGAGCCACCCGCGAGCACUCGGGGGCCGCGAGGACGCUGAAAGCGGGGUGCGGUCGGGGCUGCCGCCUCCUGAAGAUGCAGGAUGGCAGCGGAGCCGUCGUCCAGCCUCUCCUACCGCACCACGGGCUCCACCUGUCUGCACCCGCUCAGCGAGCUCCUGGGCAUCCCGCUGGAUCAGGUGAAUUUUGUCGCCUGCCAGCUGUUUGCUUUGUUUGCUGCAUUCUGGUUUCGCCUUUACUUACACCCUGCUAAAACCAGUCCUGAUGUUCGCCACGCUUUUGCUACCAUUUUUGGCAUCUACUUUGUCGUCUUUUGUUUUGGCUGGUACUCCCUACAUCUCUUUGUGCUGGUGUUAAUGUGCUAUGGAGUCCUGGUCACUGCGAGUGUAUCCACUAUUCACAGAUACUCCUUCUUUGUAGCAAUAGGAUACCUUACAAUAUGCCACAUCAGUCGGAUAUACAUCUUCCACUAUGGAAUUCUCACGACAGAUUUUUCUGGGCCUCUGAUGAUUGUCACUCAGAAGAUCACAACCUUGGCUUUCCAAGUUCACGAUGGAUUAGGUCGAAGAGCUGAAGACCUCUCCGCUGAGCAGCAUCGACUUGCUAUAAAAGCGAAACCUUCUUUUUUGGAAUACUUAAGCUACCUUCUCAACUUCAUGAGUGUCAUUGCUGGCCCUUGUAACAAUUUCAAUGACUACAUUGCCUUCAUUGAGGGGAGACACACGCACGAGAAGUUGCUGGAAGUGAACUCAAAGCAUAAAGGUGUCCACAGCCUGCCAGAGCCUUCUCCCACGGGAGCUGUGGUAUCCAAGCUGUGCAUGACCUUGCUGUCCCUUCUUCUGUUCCUGACGCUCACGAAGACCUUCCCUGUCACCUGUCUGGUGGAUGAUUAUUUUGUCCAUGAAGCAAACUUCCUGACUCGCCUCUGCUACUUGUACGUGGUCAUGCAAGCCUCAAAGCCCAAGUAUUACUUUGCCUGGACAUUAGCUGAUGCAGUGAAUAAUGCAGCUGGCUUUGGGUUCAGCGGUGUGGAUAAGGAUGGAAAUUUCUGUUGGGAUCUGCUUUCUAACCUAAACAUCUGGAAAAUUGAGACUGCCACAAGUUUCAAAAUGUACUUAGAAAACUGGAAUAUUCAGACAGCUACUUGGCUAAAGAGAGUGUGCUACGAGCGGGUUCCCUGGUACCCCACGGUGCUGACCUUCAUCCUGUCUGCCUUGUGGCAUGGUGUCUACCCUGGAUACUACUUUACCUUCUUAACUGGAAUCCUCGUCACACUAGCGGCCAGAACGGUGAGGAACAACUACAGACAUUACUUCCUGUCUUCCAAAGCCCUCAAGGUGUUGUAUGACGUGACUACCUGGGCCACCACGCAGCUGGCUGUCUCUUACACAGUCGCGCCCUUUGUCAUGUUGGCUGUUGAACCAACCAUCAGUCUAUACAAGUCCAUGUACUUUUAUUUACACAUCCUAAGUCUCCUGAUAAUAAUAUUUCUGCCAAUCAAGCCGCAAGCUCAAGCUGAAACUCAAAGGCCUCUGAACUCUGUUAAGAAAAAAGCAGAUUGAUUGACGCCUCCUGGAGAGGCUGAGUGCAUAAAACUGCAAGACAGUGAAGACAUGAAAGGCUCGACGGUCUCUAGUGAUUUAGAGGCAAUGUUUACAUGCAAUCUUUUCUUCUACUUCAAGUCAGGGAGAAUUUUUAUAAAGCCUUUCUGUCCUAUAAUGGCCACGUCCAGUUGCUUGAAUAUUUUCUAGGACACUGAGUACAGAGGAGUCUGGAAAACCUCUGGAGCAGGGGGACGGUCCACGCUGGGAUGCUUAUGCUUCCGCUUCACAUGUGAUUUCCAGCAGCUAGAAGGUGAAGCCAACACAGCCUGUCUUCUAGAACAUUCCCCACUCUGGCUCUCCCUUAGGCAGCCAGAGACCCUGGAUCUGUCACACGAGUUUCUUCAACAGAAUAACUGGACUCAGAAGAGUGGAUCCUCGAGGAGGACUGUCGGGGUGUUGCCAGUAGCAUCAGGCCUGAGCGCCUGAAUUUACUGAAAGUCAGGCUUGCCCUCAACAAGGCUACAGCCCCCACUUGCGGCCCGUUUUCCCAGUGAACUGAGCCAGAUCGGAGAUCAGAGAUCAGAAAGCCUCCUCUACAGGGGGACAGGCGUCUGGGGGAGGGGGCACUGGUCCUCCAAAUCCCCUGUCCACAUGCCACCAAAGGUGAUGACUGUCUCUCCAAGAAAUGCUUUCUUUAAAAAGGAAGAUAAAUCUGUCCUGAAUUGUGUGGUAAGUGGGAGCAAGUAUUUGCUUCUCUUCUCCCCUUACUUCCUGGUGGUGAAGGUCACAGCCAUGACGCAUGAUACGGUGUUCAUAGCUGAUUCACUCCAACUUCUAGUGACCUUAUAGGAAGGCACUGUUCUUUGUUACGGAUGGGAUGUGGCCCCUCUGGGGACUUCUGCUGGCAUCUGUGAGGAAGGAAAUGCAUUAUUGUAUGUCCUAGGAAGUAAUCACAGUGACAAUAAAAUGCACGUCGUGACGGUGUGCUCUCG
Condylura cristata (star-nosed mole) is the source of this 2624-nucleotide messenger RNA. It is a transcript of the gene MBOAT1, whose product is annotated as membrane bound O-acyltransferase domain containing 1. Gene Ontology annotation, molecular function: acyltransferase activity. The coding region runs from base 172 to 1650 and encodes 492 amino acids. Gene Ontology annotation, cellular component: membrane. NCBI's taxonomy places the organism in Eukaryota, Metazoa, Chordata, Mammalia, Eulipotyphla, Talpidae. The transcript has 13 exons. The record is from RefSeq and is a predicted model, not a curated record. Gene Ontology annotation, biological process: lipid modification.